This is a messenger RNA of Echinostoma caproni, 834 nucleotides long. The record is from the annotation of a GenBank genome assembly. NCBI's taxonomy places the organism in Eukaryota, Metazoa, Platyhelminthes, Trematoda, Plagiorchiida, Echinostomatidae.
GAAAGAAUUGCAGCACAGGAUGCGGCCGAACGACACGCUCAGUUGACGUUGCAUGCCAUGGAACAGGAGUACGAAUUUGUCAAACGCUAUCGGGAUCAUUUGAGGCGAUACAUAACACUGGUAAAGAAUACACUUCCAAUGCAUCGUAAUCUCACCCAGAAGCUUCACGGAUUAGUGCAUGAGCUAAUUGGCAGUCGUAUGGAAUUGGCCCGUUUGGUGGAAAAAGCCGAGGAUCCCGAUAUUCCAGGCAGAUUGCGUAUUCUUGGGGGAAAAGAUCCAUCGCAAAAUGAAUUGUGGAUCACUCUGGGUAAAUUGGAACGAAGAAUGGCUGCGAAGGAGGAGGAUAUGGCUGAAAAGAAUUUGACCUACGAAGCCGUUUGCCGGCUGGUUGACAGUCUGCAAGCCACAGUUGUACUGGUUAAUAUUUUCUUGCAACCCGUGCUAAGCCAAGCCGGUUUAUGUGAGAUCUCUCUCAUCGUUCAUCCUACACAAUCUGCCGAACAUAUGCAAGUGAAGGAAUAUGUAGUCAUUGAUGACGAGAGGUUGGAUAGUGUAUCCUUGAGGGAGGACACAUUAACAUUGGCUACCGAGGUGAACAAAAUCAAAUCUCGUCUGCUGCAACUUCGUAAUCAAAUGAAAACCAUCUAUGCUGAGCUCGUCGUGUGCGGUGCGGAACGCAACGACCUGAAGGAACAAGUCAAUACCUCAAAUCCCCGACGGGACUGUGAAUAUGCACCACGGAUGAGCCGUAAUAAGAAAGAAAUUCGAGUCUGGUGGUUCCGACUGUAUGGUAAAUUGGAAGACCUGAGGAAUGUGCACGAAUGUGAAACCUGA